Molecule: messenger RNA, 1243 nt
Organism: Vitis riparia (riverbank grape)
Lineage: Eukaryota; Viridiplantae; Streptophyta; Magnoliopsida; Vitales; Vitaceae
Product: isoaspartyl peptidase/L-asparaginase 1
Exons: 4
Coding region: 63-1031 (322 amino acids)
Molecular function (GO): hydrolase activity
Source: RefSeq, a predicted model, not a curated record
CCUCUUCCAUAGUUUUCCAACUGACCAGGAAUUUGAAAGGAGUCGUCGGUUCGAGCGGAGAAAUGGGUUGGGCAAUAGCAUUACAUGGCGGCGCCGGCGACAUUCCGCUCUCUCUGCCGCUGGAACGCCGUGAGCCGCGAGAAGCCGCUCUCCGCCACUGCCUCCAGAUCGGCGUCGCCGCUCUCCAGACCAAACGCCCUCCACUGGACGUCGUCGAACUUGUGGUUCGUGAGCUAGAAAACAACCCAAACUUCAAUGCCGGCAGAGGGUCUGUGCUAACCACCGAUGGUACGGUCGAAAUGGAAGCUUGCAUCAUGGAUGGAAACACGAAGAAAUGUGGAGCUGUUUCGGGUCUUACCACUGUUGUUAAUCCCAUAUCCUUAGCAAGGCUGGUUAUGGAGAAAACCCCUCAUAUAUAUCUUGCAUUUGAUGGGGCAGAGGCAUUUGCAAGGGAACAAGGUGUUGAAACUGUUGAUGCAAGUCAUUUUAUUACUCCUGAAAAUAUUGAAAGGUUGAAGCAAGCAAAAGAAGCCAACAGAGUGCAAAUUGAUUAUACACAACCUAUUACAAAAGACAUGAAGAAAGAAACACCAACUGCUGAUGGUGAUAGCCAGAUUGGAACGGUGGGAUGUGUGGCUGUUGACACUCAUGGAAAUUUAGCAGCUGCUACUUCUACUGGUGGACUGGUUAACAAAAUGGUGGGCAGGAUUGGGGACACACCCAUUGUAGGUGCAGGGAACUAUGCGAACAGCCUGUGUGCAGUCUCUGCCACAGGAAAAGGCGAAGCAAUAAUACGUGGUACUGUUGCAAGAGAUGUGGCAGCACUCAUGGAGUACAAAGGGCUUUCACUCAAGGAAGCAGCAGCGUAUGUCAUAUCAGAGUGCGCUCCAAGAGGCACUGCAGGCUUGGUUGCUGUUUCUGCCACAGGAGAAGUCACCAUGCAGUUUAAUACAACAGGUAUGUUCCGAGCUUGUGCUUCAGAAGACGGGUAUUCGGAGAUUGGAAUAUGGCCAAAUUCUAAGCAAAACUGAGUGAUUUUGGAAUUCUGAAUUGUUGUCAAAUAUUGAAACAUUACUUAGCCAGAAAGAUGUUGUCAUUUGAACAUUAGUCUUCAUAUGAUCCUGAUGGAAAUGGUUCCUGAAGACUCAUUUCUCAUGUUUCAAACAGAAACAACAUUGUGUUGGUAUUGUUAUGUUAUCCAAAUUAUGGUAUUGUCAAAAUAUUUUACUCUAUUGCAAAUUUC